Messenger RNA from Centruroides sculpturatus (bark scorpion), 2574 nucleotides. RefSeq names its product xylulose kinase-like. Lineage: Eukaryota; Metazoa; Arthropoda; Arachnida; Scorpiones; Buthidae. The record is from RefSeq and is a predicted model, not a curated record. Gene Ontology annotation, molecular function: D-xylulokinase activity. Gene Ontology annotation, cellular component: cytosol. The transcript has 6 exons. The coding region runs from base 11 to 478 and encodes 155 amino acids. Gene Ontology annotation, biological process: xylulose metabolic process.
UUUUCUAGGUAUGUACUUUGAUUUAAUGGAAAUAAUCCCUGCUGUUGUUGGUGACUAUAGAUUUAAUAAACAUAAUCAAAAGGUUUCAAGAUUUUCAAAGGAAGUAGAAGUUAGAGCUUUAAUAGAAGGACAGUUUUUAAGCAAGAGAAUACAUGCUGAGAAACUUGGAUACACCACAGGAAAAUCUUCAAGAGUAUUAGUCACAGGUGGUGCUUCUGCAAAUAAAUCAAUUAUACAAGUAUUAGCUGAUGUCUUUAAUACUCCAGUAUAUGUACAAGAAAUCAGCAACUCUGCAUGUCUUGGUUCUGCAUACAGAGCUAAACAUGGUUUAAUAGGUACUAAAUCAUUUGACGAAACUGUGGAAAUAGGACCAGAAUUUCAACUUGCUGCAAAGCCAAUGAAGGAUGCAGCUGAGAUAUAUGAUGCAAUGGCAGAAAGAUACAAACUACUUGAAGAAAUGAUACUUCAAAAACAAUGAAGUUUAUUUGAUCUACAUAGGUUUACUACUUAAUUAUUGAUUUUAAGCUUCAAAGUUUAAUAUUCUUGAAAUGACCUCUUAGCAUUCCAUUUGGCCUUAAAUUCAGUGCCUUCCAUUAAAAAUGCAAGCAUGUAUAUACUGUAGUAAUAUAAAUUAAUAUUAAAUAUUCCAUCCAAAAUUUGUUUAUAUAUUAAUAUUUCAAUGAAAAAAUUUUAUACUUUUUGAAUGAGAAUGAAUACAUUUACUUAGAAACUUUUGCUGAAAAAUUUGAGCACAUUAAUCAUAAAUCAUGAAAACUGAAGCAAAAAAUCAAAUUUUAUUUGUUGUUAAAUUUUGUUUUUGGAAGAGAAUUUUAAACGAGUCUUCCAAUUUUUAUAGUUUAUAGAAUUCUAUAAUGAAUAUGUUUAGUGUAAUAAACUUUUUCUAAUAUUUAUUAGUCUAAAAGUUAAUAAAUUCAGUCAAAAAUUUAAUGCUUUCUAAGUUUUAAUUCAUUUAAAAUGAAUUUCUUCAAUGUGUAAUUCUGUUACAUAUGUUAUUUAAUUAAAAAAUUGGAUAUAGUGUAAAGAAAUAUUUUUCAAGAUAGUGGUUUUUUUAAAUUUCACAUCAAAUAUUUUUAUGUGAAAUAAAAAUUUAGUAAACUUUAGCAAUUUAACUUUAAAAUUUUAUUUUUUUAAUAUAAAUUAUAAAUCAUUUAUUUUUAAUCAAUGGUAAUAUGCUGAAUCUCUGUACCCUAGUAUGAAGAUAAUCUUUUUAUUAAUAGAUUUAAAUGCAAAUGAAAUUAUGUAAAAUUUAAUUAUAAAAAAAAUUAUUGAGGGACCAAAGUAAUUUAUAAAUGCUCUAGUCCAUUUAGGAAUUGUUUCCUUGCAUAUCUGUGCAUUUUUAAUUAAAAAUCUAAAUGCAGAACUCUUCCAUACAAUGCAUUUUCAAGGUUUGUGCACAAAAUUGUCAUGUGAUACUUUAUAAAUAUAGGCUCUAUAUUUGAUAUAUAUAUAUAUUUAUUACAGUAAUUAGUGUAAGUAUAUUAUUAAAUAAGAAUCAAACUGAUUGUUCGUUUGUCAUUAAAGCAUGCUAAAUUUAUCUUAAAAUUUCUACAUACAUUCUCAAAGAUUAAGUAUUAUGUAUUUAACUAUAUGAUUACAUUCUUAUAUAGUAUCAAAUACAUGAAAAUAACUACAGUAUUUAGUAAUGUCAAGUGAUUACCUUAAUAUUAACCUAAAUCUAGCAUAUACAAUGCAUCUAUAAUUGGAUAUAAAAUUUAAAAAAAAGUGUUAAAAGAUGAGUGUUCUUUUCUUAUUUUUACUUUUCCUUUGUACUAAUCUUCUCUUUGUUGUACUUCUACGUCUUUCCUUUCUCCUUAGCUUGGAUCAACUUCAAAUAUAAAAAGAAUAAUUCAAAGCAAAAAGUAAUCAUUUCUUUCAUUAGUCUGAUUGCAGGAUACUUGUUUUUCAAGAAAGCUUUUUGCAAAAGAUUGAGAUCAGUAAAGACAGUGCAGAAAAUGCUUUCAAGAGUGGUGUCUCAAUCCAAAAUGAUAUCAGCAAAGUUAUUCAUUUUCUUAUCCAAAUGACUUAUCUUCUCUACUUCUGGAAGAUCAUCUUCCAGUUAGGGGUAUGGCUUUAUUUUGUUUUCUUAUUGCUAGAAUUAUUGAUCUUGUUACCUUUUGUGCAGAGCAAAAGCAGAAAAGGUACAAUGCACCUAUAUUCUUUUGGAUAUGACAUUUUAUAUUAUGUUUUUGUUAGCAAUGUAAAGUAAUUAGAAAACAUUGGUUUAAAUUUGAUAUGGUCUUAUGUGAAAUUUUAUUUUACGUGGACUUAUUGGAUUAAUGGUCCUACUACACUAGUGUAUUGGCUAUUAACAAGAGGAGGAGUUCUUAAUCAGAAAAUCUUUAUUUUUUCACCUGUAGUAGUUUUUCCUGUAAACAUAAUAUACGUGUUUUGGGCAAAUUGAUCCCUCUUCAGCAGUUUUACAACAACAAUGUUCUAGAAAUGUAUAGUAGAGCAUUGAUUAUCCAAAUAUCGAUCAACUGAGUGUUCCAGUCGGCAAAUUUAAAUUUCCACUAGUGCUGUGGUGCUGCUGCAAUAUUUGGCUAUGUCUUGAGC